Messenger RNA from Rhinolophus ferrumequinum (greater horseshoe bat), 977 nucleotides. It is a transcript of the gene GLIPR1L2, whose product is annotated as GLIPR1 like 2. The coding region runs from base 42 to 977 and encodes 311 amino acids. The record is from RefSeq and is a predicted model, not a curated record. NCBI's taxonomy places the organism in Eukaryota, Metazoa, Chordata, Mammalia, Chiroptera, Rhinolophidae. The transcript is spliced from 7 exons.
GGCCGGCGCGUGCGCACUGGCCUAGCUGCCACCGGUGAACAAUGGAGGCUCCAGGGAUCUUUGCCCGUGACUGGUACGUCCCAUCGCUCCCGCCGACGCGAGCGUGUGUUUCGAAGCUGUGGCUCUGUGAGCUCUGGCUACUACUGCUGGCAUCCGGUUUGAGCAAGAAAUUUUUGCCACACGAAGAGGACGUAAGAUUUAUCAAUGAGUACGUGAACCUCCACAAUGAGCUCCGAGGCAACGUCACGCCCACAGGGGCUAACUUGCGCUUCAUGACUUGGGAUGUAGCUUUGUCACGGACUGCUAGAGCAUGGGGGAAAAAAUGUGUGUUUAAGCGUAAUACUCAUUUAGAAGAAGAAAAAAUGGCCCAUCCUAAAUUUAAUGGUAUUGGUGAAAAUAUGUGGGUCGGCCCUGAAAAUGAAUUUACUGCAAGUAUUGCUAUCAGAAGUUGGUAUGCAGAGAGGAAAAACUACAAUUUUGAAAAUGACCAUUGCUCCGGUAACUGUUCUAAUUAUAUACAGCUCGUUUGGGACAACUCUUACAAAGUUGGUUGCGCUGUUACUCCAUGUUCAAAAAUUGGAGAUAUUAAACAUGCAGCAAUUUUCAUAUGCAACUAUGCACCAGGAGGGACUCUGACGAGAAGGCCUUAUAAACCAGGAGUAAUUUGUAGUCUAUGCAGCAAAUAUGACAGAUGCACAGAUUUUCUAUGCAGCAACGCGGAGCGUGAGCAAGCCAUAUAUUAUCGAUUUUGGUAUCCAAAAUGGGAAGUGCCCCGGCCACUUGUGUGUGAUCUACUCUGCAUAUUUAUUUUCUUUUUGAGAGCAUUAUGUUUUUCACUGUGUGCCACAACUGUGUUGAUAAUGCAGUCUCAUUUUCCAAAUAUAUUAUUGGAAGAAAAGAUGAUAUUUACCCCUGAGGAGGAGGAGGAGGAGGAGGAGGAGGAAGAGAAGGAGGAGGAGGAGGAAAAAAAGGAAUAA